AUGGAGAGACAGUCGGUUUUCUUCAGAUUAUGUUUCACUGUAAUUUCACUCUUUUUAGCCUAUAAUGACGGAAAACCAUGGGCUAGGGAACGAUGCUUUCAGAUAGAUGAUGGUUAUGAUUGCAGUGAUUUAGACCUUAAGCUCAUUCCAGACGAGGUACCAAAUUCUGUCCGAAUUCUGAAAUUCAGCUUCAAUUACCUGCCUUCUCUGUACAACUUUACUUUUCAAAGGCUCCGGAGCCUCACUUUUCUAGAGCUAACAAGAUGUGGCAUCGUUUUCAUGUAUGAAGACAUUUUUGAAAAUCAGCCUCACCUGGAAGUCCUCAUCCUAAUUGGAAACCCACUUGUGUUCAUUGCAAACAGAGCUUUUGUUGGACCACAGGCCUUGAAACAUCUCAGUCUAGCUCAGUCGAAGAUAAAAAGCCUUUCAGACAUCCCAUCAGAUAAUCUUGUCAAUUUGGAGGUUCUAGACCUUAGAGGCAGUGACAUUCGCUCAUUAGACGGACUAAGCAGUUUCCAUUUUCAAAAGUUGAGAAUGCUAAAGCUGGACAUGAAUUCUAUUGAGCGAAUAACUGCAGAUGAUUUGAAACCACUUCAUUAUGUCGUCGGGAUGAAUAUAAGCUUCAAAGGAAAUGAUAUUGUCUAUGUAGAACCAGGUGCUUUUCAGUCGCUGACCUUAGGGAGUCUGGAUAUCAGUGGCUGCCUGGGAAAGAUGGACAUUUCUGUCCUACUAAAAGGCCUUGAAGGCAUUAAAACCAAUAGACUGAACCUGGGAUUGUACGAAUCCGAUCCAGCAGUGCACAUACCUUCUUCUGCACUACAAUGUUUCUGCAACAUCUCCGUGACUGAUCUGGAUUUCCAGAUUGUGCAUUUCUCAGACCUGAACAAUUCCACAUUUCGUUGCCUUGAAGGCCUUCAGAAGCUAGACCUUACCAGAACUCACCUAGGUUUACUGCCCUCCAUCUUGACCGGCCUGUCAACAUUAUCCCAUCUGGUGCUAGAUGAGAACAGCUUUCUGGAUGUCUGCCACAUCAAUUCCAGAAACUUUCCCAAGCUUACACACUUGUCCAUAAGUGGGAACAUGAAGAAACUCACAUUCAGCAGUAGAUGCUUAGAGAGUCUUGGAAGAUUAGAGGAGCUGGAUCUCAGCAUUAGUCAAGUGAACCCCACAGGACCUUGUUGUAAUGACCAGCUGUUUGGACUCGGUCACCUUAAAGUCCUCAAUCUCAGCUAUGGCUCACCCAUGCGCUGGAAUUCACAGCCUUUCAGUGUAGUGCCUCAAUUGGAGCACUUGGACUUUAGUCGUUCAAGCUACACUCUGAACGACAGCUCACCUUUCAGUAGUCUACAGAAUCUUAGCACUCUAAAUAUAUCCUGGUCUAACACGAAUCUCACAAACGUGCAACUUUUCAAAGGCUUAAAGAACUUGCGACUCCUCAAUUUGAAGGGGAACCCCAUUCUAGGAGGGGUUCUUACUCAAACAGAGCUCUUCAAACCCAUCCCUGUUCUGGAAACACUCAUUUUAUCUGCAUGCAGAAUUACUGCCUUCAAGGAGAACUUGUUUAAAGAGCUCACACAACUCAAGCAAGUAGACUUCAGUGAAAACCAGCUGACCAAAAUCAGCACCGCAGCAUUCUACUCCUUGAAGUUUCUCCAACUUAACUUUGCUAAUAAUUUCUUUGUGACGGUGGAUGUUGGAAGUGUUAUGAAUUUGGGAAAUGGUAGUAGUGUUGAUCUGAGUUAUAAUCCUCUGGCAUGCAACUGUAGCAACUUUCAGUUUAUGAAAUGGGUUAAGGACAAUAAAGUCAAGGUGAGACAACUAAUGGAGACAGUUUGUAACGGCACAGGAACAAGGAUUAUAGAUGUCCACUUGCAAUGUGAAUUCUCUGUUGGUAUACUUGCAUUUUCCAUCACUAUAGCUGCAAUUGUAAUUGCAUCUGGUGCUUUCUGCCUCUGCAGGAGAAUUAGGAGAAGAUAUGCAAGAUACAGUCAACUUUAAUAUUCAGAUUUUUGUUUUUAUCUCUCUCCAGACAAAUGUUGGCUUAAUGUCUGGUUUUUUGAAAAUUCAGGUUAGGUUAGGGUUAACCUAUCCCUAAUACUUGUCUUAGUGGGUGGGGGUGAGCACAUUUCAAACAAAUUGUCACACUUUACAAUAAGGUUAAAAGGUUAUAAUACUUUUAUAUCACUCAUUACUCGUACUUAAUGUUAACUUCAUCAUAUACUAAUGCAUUUUUUAAACAAAGCUAAAAAUGUUAACAUUAGUUCAUUAUAUUUUGGUCUGUUUUACACCCAAAACCAAAGAUAUCGAUUCAAAGGACAUAGAUUACACCACUUGGGUCGUAUGGAUUAUCUUUAUGUCCUUUUUGGAUCUUGAAAGUUUUGUACCCCUUUGCCUUGAACUUCGUGUGACAGGAGGGAGGGCGGGACCGGGUCGUGAUUAUACACACCCGGUCCCUUAUCAGGCUAAUUAAGCAUCCGAGAGGGAUAAAGGCUGAUUGCGGACGGUGGUGCGACGAGAGAGAGAUCGUUUACGGACAUGUCCGUCACAUGUGUUUUUGUCUUUUAAGUUAAUCAUUAAAAUAUUGUUUAUAUCGCCAGGCCGGUUCUCGCCUCCUUUCCAUUGAACUGCUUUACACUUUGUAAUGACAAAAUGCAAAUUGAUA
Molecule: messenger RNA, 2662 nt
Organism: Xyrauchen texanus (razorback sucker)
Lineage: Eukaryota; Metazoa; Chordata; Actinopteri; Cypriniformes; Catostomidae
Product: CD180 antigen-like
Exons: 3
Coding region: 1-1998 (665 amino acids)
Cellular component (GO): extracellular matrix
Molecular function (GO): protein binding
Source: RefSeq, a predicted model, not a curated record